Molecule: messenger RNA, 186 nt
Organism: Penicillium waksmanii
Lineage: Eukaryota; Fungi; Ascomycota; Eurotiomycetes; Eurotiales; Aspergillaceae
Exons: 1
Coding region: 1-186 (61 amino acids)
Source: RefSeq, a predicted model, not a curated record
AUGAAGACCAUGAGCCCGUUGGACAGUUUGCACCCUCGUAUGAGAGCUGUGCAGAAAGAGCUAGAGAAACAUCGAAAUGCUGUCCCAAGAAUCUCAGAGGCCGUUCCUUCCACUACGCCUUCGACCAACCACACUUCAGACCACAACAAUCUAUGGGAUAUCGAUCCUGAUCCCCUUCGAAAUUGA